Molecule: messenger RNA, 1788 nt
Organism: Eremothecium gossypii ATCC 10895
Lineage: Eukaryota; Fungi; Ascomycota; Saccharomycetes; Saccharomycetales; Saccharomycetaceae
Gene: DBP9
Product: ATP-dependent DNA/RNA helicase
Exons: 1
Coding region: 1-1788 (595 amino acids)
Cellular component (GO): nucleolus
Molecular function (GO): RNA helicase activity; ATP binding; nucleic acid binding
Source: RefSeq, marked provisional
AUGAGCCAACAAACUACUGCAUCUUCUGAAUAUCUGGAUGAAUCCAAAACGUUCAGUUCGUUCCAGUUGGACCUGAGACUGCAACAGUCCCUUAAGAGCAGUGGCUUCCACCACCCCACACUAAUACAGUCAAGUGCAAUCCCGCUUGCAUUGGAACAGAAGCGUGAUAUAAUUGCAAAGGCAUCGACUGGAUCUGGUAAGACGCUUGCCUACUUGAUUCCGGUGGUACAGACGAUCCUGGAACACAAAAGUACACAAGGUGCGGACAGAACCACAGGCACAUUGGGCGUGGUGUUGGUGCCAACAAGAGAACUAGCACAGCAAGUCCGCGUGGUGCUGGAAAAGUUGGUGUUAUACUGCUCGAAGGACAUAAGGCUGCUAAAUAUUUCAGCCAAUGUCGACGAUUCUGUGCUGGGGCCGUUACUAGCAGAAAACCCAGAGAUCAUCAUUUCCACACCCUCACAGCUAGUUAAGAUUCUAGAGGGCAAGCAUCUGCAGACGAUUUCCUUGAGGGAUCUAAGGUUCCUUGUGAUAGAUGAGGUUGAUUUAAUCCUCACGUUUGGUUACCAAGAAGAUUUGCUGAAGAUAUCCCAAUAUUUGCCUUUGAAGAAGAAUUUACAGGCGUUCUUAAUGAGUGCAACCUUAAAUGAAGAAAUCCAGGAACUCAAGACUAAGUUCUGUCGUUCGCCAGCUAUCUUAAAGCUCAAUGACGAUGAAAUCAACAAAAACAAAAACAAGCUCCUGCAGUACUACGUGAAGGUCUCGGAGUUCGACAAAUUCUUGUUAUGCUACGUCAUUUUCAAGCUUUCAUUAAUAAAAGGUAAGACCAUUAUUUUUGUGAACACUAUUGACAGAGGUUACAGAUUGAAAUUGGUCUUGGAACAGUUUGGCAUUAGAUCUUGCAUUCUGAACAGUGAGCUGCCGCUAAACUCGCGCCAACACAUAGUGGACGAAUUUAACAAGAAUGUAUACCAGCUACUCAUUGCCACGGAUGACAACGAGUACAUUGAAGAAGAAGACGAAGAAACCGUGGAGGCGGGCGAAGAAGGCAGCGAAAAGCUUGAAGAAGGCGGGGAGAAGCUUGAAGAGAUCACUUCAAAGACUAGUUCUACAAACGGGAAGCAAAAAAUUGCUAAGAAGGACAAGGAAUAUGGUGCAUCCCGGGGUGUUGAUUUCCAAAACGUCUCGUGCGUACUAAAUUUUGACCUUCCUACCACAGCCAAGUCAUACGUUCACAGAAUCGGAAGAACCGCGCGUGCAGGUAAAUCUGGUACCGCCAUUUCUUUCGUGGUGCCACUAAAGGAGUACGGAAAGCAUAAGCCCUCGAUGCUUGUGACGGCAAAGAAAGAUGAGAAGAUUCUCGCCAGAGUCAUAAAGCAACAAAGCAAACUAGGAUUCCAAAUUGAGCCAUACAACUUUGACGUAAAACAGAUCGAAGGUUUCCGUUAUAGAAUGGAGGAUGGUUUCCGUGCCGUGACUCAAGUUGCAGUUCGGGAGGCCCGUGUCAAGGAAUUAAAGCAAGAACUGCUGGCGAGUGAAAAGCUGAAGAGACAUUUCGAGGAGAACCCGCAUGAUUUAGAUAGUUUAAGGCAUGACAAGGAGCUUCACCCAGCUCGUGUUCAGCAGCAUUUGAAGAGGGUUCCAGAUUACCUCUUACCAGAGGCUGCUAGGGAAACUGGUAAAAAGAUUGGCUUCGUACCGUUCCACAACCCGAAGAAGAACAGAAAAGGCAAAGUGGCCAAGCGCAAGCCAGGGCGUAAAUCAGACCCUCUAAAAAACUUCAAGUGA